Molecule: messenger RNA, 3273 nt
Organism: Lizanozyma spartinae
Lineage: Eukaryota; Fungi; Ascomycota; Pichiomycetes; Serinales; Debaryomycetaceae
Gene: CHS8
Product: Chs8p
Exons: 2
Coding region: 1-3273 (1090 amino acids)
Cellular component (GO): cell septum; cell periphery
Molecular function (GO): chitin synthase activity
Source: RefSeq, a predicted model, not a curated record
AUGCGCGACAAUGAAGAUGAUGACGAUCUUUUCGAUGACAACCAUGACACCAUUGACGUUAUUGGCCAACAUCACCAGCAACUGUACACUCCGUACCAACUACCAAACAGUCUUGGAGGGUCUGUGAACCAUAAUCGGAUGCUGUCAUUCAAUGGGAUCAACGCCGUUGCAAAUACUUCACCAUCUACCAUCAACUUUGUUGGUACCGAUGACGCUGAUGAUGAUGAUGAAGACAGUGAUUUGUUUGACAGUCCUAACGAAUUGCAAGCCAAGCACUACCGUCAAACAUCAACCAACUAUUCCGGGUCGACUGCUGGUUCUGGUUCUGGUUCUGGUUCUAAUAGCACCCCAUAUCCAUACAUUCCCUCCGCUUCAGUCGCUCCUUCAGAAAUGUAUUCUACCCCGACUGAUAUGUUCGCCUCCGGGGGCCAUAGGUCUUCUCAAACCAUGCUUCCGAUGCCUCUGAUGAUAUAUAACGGUUCCAGUCCUCGUCGGUCGCAAUAUGCCCCCUCAUACGGUUACAUGAGAAGCGGAGAUCAGCUGUUCUACGGAGACGAUAACUUCCCCAACCCUGGUGGGUCCGAAGCCGGCGGAAACUUUGCUGCGAAGUCGGUGCAGUUCACAGGAGACGAUUACAUGCCUAACUUAUUAGAAGAUGCUGAAGAAGACGACGGGUUAGAUCCCUUUGGUGAUGACGAUUCGUUAUUCUCGGAAACAGAAGAAGAUAUCCAACGUGGCCAGACAAUUAAGCGCAAGAACACAUUGCGUAGACGGAAUACCCAAUACAUAAAGGAAAAGAACGAAGGGAUUCACGACGACGACAAACCGUACGACUUUUCUGAUGAUAAUGAUGAUGCCGAUGAUGACUUUAGACCUCGGUUGAACUAUACAAAAACCAUUAAAAAGGCCAGGAUGGUCAAUGGGAAUUACUCGAUAGAUUGUCCUGUUCCACAAGCAUUGUUAGAUAACUUUGGUUCCAAAGUCAACGAUAGAGGUACGGAAAUGUCCUUUAUGAGAUACACCGCCUGUACGUGUGGACCAUCCAACUUUGGUACCUUUGGGUACAAUGUCAGACAAGCCCUCUACACCCCAGUGAGAGAAACAGAGCUAAUGGUUUGUAUCACCAUGUACAACGAAGACGACAUUUUGUUGGCCAGAACCUUGAAAGGUGUUUUCGAAAACAUACAGAACUUGACCAAGAGAAACAAUCCUAACUGGGGUAAGGACAGUUGGAAGAAGAUAGUGGUAUGCAUUGUUAACGAUGGUCGUAUGGAGCUUAAUGAACGGACUAAAAACCUUUUGCUUUCCCUUGGGUGUUACCAAGAAGGAUAUGCUAAAUCCAGAGUUAACGAACACCAAGUCAAAAUUCACAUUUACGAAUACACUUCUAUUGUUGGAAUUGACUCUAUUAACGAUAAGGUCAACCUUACGAUCAACCUGACGCCUGUUCAGUUUUUAUUUGUGCUUAAGGAACAAAACAAGAGAAAGAUCAACUCCCAUAGAUGGUGUUUUCAAGCCAUUGCGCCCAUUUUGCAACCUCGGGUGAUUAUUCUUUUGGAUUGUGGUACCAGACCGGCUAAAGACGCCUUCUAUCAUUUAUGGAAGAACUUCCAAGACCCAGCAGUGGCUGGAGCAUGUGGAGAGAUGCGUGCUAGUUUGGGUAACUCCAAGAAACUUCUUUUAAACCCAUUGGUUGCAGCUCAAAACUUUGAAUAUAAAAUCUCCAAUGUGUUGGAUAAACCCAUGGAGUCCGUAUUUGGGUUUAUCUCCGUGUUGCCGGGUGCCUUCUCGGCGUAUAGAUGGGAAGCAUUGUUGAACGUUGAUGGAGAAGGUCCUUUAGAAAAGUACUUCAAAGGUGAGUUCUUACAUGAAGAUAAUUUACGAGUCGACUCUAUAAACGGCGAUGAAGACGAUGAAAGACAGUUGAAGGAGAAGAACUACCGUGAAUCCGGCAUCUUCACCUCCAAUAUGUAUUUGGCCGAAGAUCGGAUCUUAUGUUUUGAGUUGGUUGCUAAGAAGGGUCACAAUUACGUGCUUAAAUAUGUCAAUGAAGCCAAGGCAGAAACAGAUGUUCCGGAAUCUAUUGAUGAGUUUGUUCUUCAAAGAAGAAGAUGGCUUAACGGGUCCUUGUUCGCUGCAGCGUAUGCAGUCAUUCAUUGGACUAACAUUUGGAAAUCGGAACAUCUGUUGAUGAGGAAAUUGUUCCUUCAAUUUGAGUUCUAUUACCAGUUGAUCACGCUUUUUGUGUCGUGGUUCUCCAUCGCCUCCUUUUUCCUUGUGUUUAGAAUCUUGACUGCUAACUUGGGGUCUGCAGCCAUGAACUUUGAUGCUGCCAGAUACAUCGCUAUCAUCUUGCUGUGGUGCUAUGUCGCAUGUGUUAUCACGACAUUUGUGUUAUCUUUCGGUAACACUCCUAAAGGUGCAAAGAAGUUCUACUUGGUCGUGGCCAUCUUAUUUGCAGUUAUGAUGGCCUAUAUGAUGUUUGCAGCCGUUUAUUUGGCUAUUUAUACCACAAAGUUGAUCAUAAAGGAAAACCCAGGUGGGUUCAAAAUUCAAAUGUUCUUUACUGAUUCUAGGUUCCGGGACUUGGUAAUUUCGUUGCUCCUGACAUAUGCACUUUAUCUCUUUGGUGCGUUACUCUAUGGGGAACCACUGUGCAUGUUCACGUCCUUUGUUCCUUAUUUGUUGCUCUCACCCACAUACGUCAAUGUGUUGAACAUCUAUGCGUUCUGUAACAUCCAUGAUGUUUCUUGGGGUACAAAGGGUAACAACUCUCAGGCGAAGGAUUUGGGAGCCGCUAAGAUCUUGGGCGAAAAGGAUAAUGAGUUGGUCAUGGUAGCUCCGGCAGUCGACCAAGAAUUAAACGAUGCCUACAUCCAAACUUUAGACAAAGUUAGAACUCCACCAGAAUUCGAAAAAGUGAAAGUGACCCCUCGUCAUUCUGGAGAGAACUACUAUGCAUUUUUACGUACGGUUACUGUCUUAGUAUGGAUGUUAACCAAUGCUAUUUUGAUAGUGGUUGUGUUGCAAUCUGGUGGGUUAACUAUGUUUACUAAGAAAGCCAGUACCAAUCCAGACGGAUCUAUUCUUGGGGGAUCUAACAUUUUCCUUGGUGUUAUCUUGUGGAUUGUUGCUGCUUUGGCUUUGUUCAGAUUCUGCGGUUCAGUGAUGUACAUGAUCUUCAAAGGUUUCAGGCCAUUGAAAUGGAAAAAAGCCAAUAAGAAAGCUAAGAAGCAGGGCCUUUUGUUACAACAACAUCAACAACAGGUAUAG